This is a messenger RNA of Mangifera indica (mango), 951 nucleotides long. Its product is annotated as transcription factor bHLH95-like. The record is from RefSeq and is a predicted model, not a curated record. The transcript has 3 exons. The coding region runs from base 1 to 951 and encodes 316 amino acids. Gene Ontology annotation, molecular function: protein dimerization activity; DNA-binding transcription factor activity. Lineage: Eukaryota; Viridiplantae; Streptophyta; Magnoliopsida; Sapindales; Anacardiaceae. Gene Ontology annotation, biological process: regulation of DNA-templated transcription; endosperm development.
AUGUCAGACGAAGCUUCACUACACCACUCUUUCUUUUGGGAAAACCAGUCCUGGCCUCUUGCCUUUUCUGAUUAUUAUAACAGUAAUAUUAAUGGUACUUCAGGCAGUGGUGGUACCCAAGAGAGGAAGAAGGCGCCGCUGCCUCCUUCAGGUUCUAAAAACCUGAAGCGAGGAAGAGAAGGAGGAGAUAUAGGAUCAAGUAGUGGCAUUAAUAAAAAUAACAAUGAUAGGGUUGUGAAAGAAGGAAGAGGUGGCAAUGGUGGUGGUGAAUCGGAUGAUCAUGAGAUUCACAUAUGGACGGAGAGAGAGAGGAGGAAGAAGAUGAGGGACAUGUUUACUACUCUUCAUGAAUUGCUUCCUCAACUUCCUCCUAAGGCUGACAAAUCCAGAAUCGUGGAUGAAGCGGUGAAGUACAUCAAAACCCUACAACAAACUCUCCAAAAGCUACAAAAACAAAAGCUAGAAAGGCUUCAAGGAGUAGCAACGUUCAAAUAUGAGCCGCUGCCAUCCAUAAUCAACUCGCAGAAGCUAGCUUUGAACUCAAGGGAGGCAUUUUUAGCUGAUCAUGGAUCAUCCACAAACUUCACCAUUGAAGCUGCCACCAGUAAUGUUAACUCUACAAAUUUGGUGUCAGCAUCACUCUGCCCUGUAGUCUUCCAAACAUGGACUUCACCCAAUGUUGUUUUGAACAUUUGUGGAGAUGAAGCAAAUAUAAGCGUGUGUUCGCCGAGGAAACUUGGACUCUUCACCACCAUUUGCUGUGUGUUGGAGAAGCAUAAAAUAGAGAUCAUUUCUGCUCAAGUUUCUUCCAAUUCCAACAGAAGAAUGUCCAUGAUUCAUGCACAUGUGAAUCGAGGUUUUGAUCAGUUGACAAGGACAGUUCCCGUGGAAGAGAUAUAUAAACAAGCUGCAGAUGAGCUGACUUUCUGGAUCUCUUCUUGGUUAUGCUAA